GAGUAGUGGGGAUAUCGGACGCAAGCAUGCAGGCGCAUUACGAAGCGAAACGAGAAAGUGGUGGCGUGAGAGUAGUAGCGUUCGAGUUUACUGCGUGGAAGCCAGACCUUUUGUCAGCUUUUGUCUCUUCCUUCCGUAGAGAAGUUUGUUUAUUCCUUUAGCUAGCUCAUAACCGCCCUUCCGAUAUUCCCUUUUUUAAUCCAGAUUCCAAUAUCCUUUCGAAGCAAACAUUUAAAUAGAUGGUGAAUUAAAAAUAAGUCCGUGUGUGUGUGUGUGUGUGUGCAUUGCGUGAACCCGGUAUGGCCGGUCGUUGAUUGGUUUUAUUGAUGUUGUUCAUCGCGAUGAGUAAUAAAUCAGCUGCGUCUCUCUGAUGAACAUGGACAAGCCGGAUUCUAAAAUGUCAUCUCUAUUAUCCGAAUGCUACCACAAACUUGUCGAUUCGACUUCGUCGACUGAAUUGCCGUUGAAAGGUUACAAGGUCACCGACGUCAAUCGAACCCGUAAAAUUGGGGUGGCCUGCAGUGGUCUGCAAGAGUUCAAGCAAAAGGCCUGCGCAAAACUAAACGUGACGGAGGAUUUGGAAGAAAUCGAAGUAUUUUUGCUGGAUGGUUCCGAAGUCGACGAAGAAUAUUUUAAAACUCUGCCAGCUCAGACAACGCUCAUCCUUCGGAGACCAGGCGAGAAACUUUUGACAGAAGCGGAUAUACUUUAUCAGAUGCUGAAGAAGGUGAACGAGUCUUAUUUGUCCAGCGGUCAAAAAGCCGAAGAAUUUCUCACGGAUAAGUUAAAAGUCAAACUAGCAGUACUUCAUAAAGCUUUAAAUGACGAUGAUUCCAAAACAGUGCUUAGUAAUCGAAAAGACGAUCCUGCUUGGUUCGAUGGCUUAGAAACGACAUCUCAAACAAAGGAGGCUUACUUGCACCGAAGAUGCCAAGAUAGAAUAAGAGGAUAUCUCUACAAGACUAUUGAGCAGAUCAAGGCUUCGGAAAUCUAUAAUAAUGACAAAAAAGCUCGGAGCGUACUUGAAAGCGUCAUAAUUUUUUUCAAGUUACAAUUAAAGAAAGAUCAUUAUUUUGGUUUUUAUUUUGACCGGACUUAUUCGCCCAAACCUGAUAUGAAAGAGGGCGCUGAGUCAGGGAAUAGCUUGCCUGAUGAUGAAACUGACGGCUCGGGGAUAUGUCGUUACGAGCACUGUCCUUGCAGACUAAGUUGGUCAGACUACGAAAAGUUCAUUAUGGGUUUGAAUGUUGACGAGGUAGAUGCCAAAAAAUUUGACCGAACAAAAGAAGAAAUUCAACAACUCAAAGAGCAGAAAAGUAUUUACAAAAUUACCAUUAGGAACGUCAAAAGCAUGACUGCUCUGUGUGAUAAGAAAGGUGAAUUUCGAUGCUCCGGAACUUGGAAUCGUAAUGAAUGUUUAUAUUCUGAUUGUCAUAAAAUUAAUCCUUAUCGAUCAAAGGAAGAGCUUGUUUUAUUUUCUACCUGGAACCUCGAUCACAAAAUUGAACGAUCCAGAACAUUAAUACCACAACUAUUGGAAGCAGCAAGAAAAGAUAUAUUGGAUGAAAAUGAAGUAGUCGAAAUAUAUAACAAUCUCUUCACAUCUAAAAAUUUAAGACUCGUACACAUAGUAUGUCAUGAUAAAAGUUCGCACAAAUAAUGUUUAUUCUUGAAAUGAUGACGGACGUUGAAUUUUUUUCAAGUUAAGACUAUUUUCUAAAUUUUAUUAAGGAAUAUUAUGUUUUUCUAGUCGUUCGUUGUUCUUGGAAAUUAUGCUAAUUAACAAUUUGAUUAUUUUAAAAAGACUGCGACUACAUAUAUUUUUAGUAGUUUACUUUGAGAUAAAAGCUUUAAGAAUACAAUAAUCUGUAAAGUUCUGAUAUAAAUGCUUUAUAGAUAAGCGUUUUCACUUGAGAUAUUUUACGCGAGGAAAGUAUUAAAACAGGGUUACGAGUGAUUCCUAAUAACAUAUAAUAAAGCAUUGGCGACGACCAAACUUCAACUUUUUAAACUGUGAUCGCUUGGGUGCGUACUGUCCAUAUCGCAUAAUACAGAUAUAUGCGAAUGAUUUAUUUUGUAUGAUAUUGUGUGAUGAGUCCUGAUGAUUAUAGCGCAGGCAAAGAUUAUAAGUAUUUCAAAUGAUAUUGAAGCAAUCAAAUAUUUUCAUAACAUCGCUUGAAUUGUUAUGGUUUCAAAAUUUAAUAAAUGUUGACUUUGAAAUUGCGCAAGAUAUAUGGUAACAACAAAUUGUUGGAUUGAUGUUCUGAUUUGUAAUAUAACAAAUCUAAAUAAAUAUUGUUA
Messenger RNA from Phymastichus coffea, 2301 nucleotides. RefSeq names its product DNA fragmentation factor subunit beta (gene Drep4). Gene Ontology annotation, molecular function: DNA endonuclease activity. Lineage: Eukaryota; Metazoa; Arthropoda; Insecta; Hymenoptera; Eulophidae. The coding region runs from base 371 to 1660 and encodes 429 amino acids. Gene Ontology annotation, biological process: apoptotic DNA fragmentation; apoptotic process. The transcript has 6 exons. Gene Ontology annotation, cellular component: nucleus; cytoplasm. The record is from RefSeq and is a predicted model, not a curated record.